Messenger RNA from Rana temporaria (common frog), 1725 nucleotides. RefSeq names its product tyrosinase-like. The transcript has 5 exons. Gene Ontology annotation, molecular function: tyrosinase activity. The record is from RefSeq and is a predicted model, not a curated record. NCBI's taxonomy places the organism in Eukaryota, Metazoa, Chordata, Amphibia, Anura, Ranidae. Gene Ontology annotation, biological process: melanin biosynthetic process; pigmentation. The coding region runs from base 173 to 1516 and encodes 447 amino acids.
GAAGAUGCAGAGAUGGUCAUUGGCACUGGGAUCCAAUCACUGGUGGAGCCAAGACGUUGGUCCUUCUCCUUCCAGCUUUGGCCUGCUGAAAAGACAUCAGUUUUGGGACUGGAAUUCCCAAACACUCCGGCCCCGCUGUUUUCCCCAGGGGUCGAUUUUCCUGCAGUGAACCAUGAUUGUCCUCUGUGUUUUCCUCGUUCUGUGCUGUAGUUUGGUCCAGGGUCAGUUCCCACGGGCCUGUAUCACAUCUGAGACAUAUCAGACAAAAACCUGUUGCCCCCUUUGGAAGGACGGCAGCCCCUGCGGCACCAAGUCUGGUCGUGGCACAUGCCGUAACUGGGUCGUGCCUGUUGCCUUUGCAAGUCUCCGAGAAGGCCCAGGCCCACGCCAAUUUGAUGACGACCGCUUGGACUGGCCGAAAUAUUACUACGACAAAACCUGUGAAUGCUCUGGAAACUACAGCGGCUAUGAUUGCGGUGACUGUAGGUACGGGUAUUUCGGAAACAAAUGUGACCGCAAAAUCACCGUUGUGCGUAAGGAAAUUCGAGAACUUUCUUUGGUCGAAAGGAAAAGAUUCUUCAGCUACUUAGUGCUGGCCAAAACCACAAAAAGUCAGGAAUUUGUCAUCCUUUACACCGGAGACCGCCAUCACAAGGGCACAUACCAGUUUAUUGAUGCCACCAUCUAUGAUGUGUUUUCCUGGAUCCAUUACUACUCUAUAAAGGGAAUUCUAAAGGAUGGGAGAUUUGAUGCAAGAACCAACUAUGCCCAUCAAGGUCCAGCUUUUCCCGGUUGGCAUCGAUUGGGCCUCCUCUUCCUGGAGAGACAAAUUCAGCUGUUAACGGGGGACGAAAAUUUUGGCCUUCCUUAUUGGGACUGGAGAGGAGAUAAAAACUGCUCAAUCUGCACCGAUGACUUCCUUGGAGAUAAUGACGUGCAAGGAUAUCUCAGUCAAUACUCCCAUUUUGCUUUUUGGAAGUCUAUUUGCAGCGGUUACGACUAUGAUGAAGCUUACUGCCUGGGUGCUCACGACCAGAAUCAGAUGGAAAAACUGCAUAGGAAGCCUGGCAUUAAUCCUGAUUCCCCUAGCCUGCCCACUAUGCAAGACGUGGAGGAAACUCUGAAAUGGAAAAAUUUUGACACCCGUCCCUACAACAGAUCAGCAACGAGAAGCUUCCGUAAUGCCUUAGAAGGCUUUAUAAAUCCUAGAGAUGGAGUAACGCGACAGAACGGCAUGCAUAACAUGGUCCAUACCUACCUCGGAGGGACGAUGGGCGAGGUUCCAAUCUCCAGCAACGAUCCUAUAUUUGUACUGAACCAUUGUUUUGUUGACAAGAUCUUCGAGGCAUGGAUUCUCAGAAACAAUGCAACUUCAGACCUGUACCCUAUAAAUGACCAACCAGGCCAAGGUCCUGAGGAGUGCUCCACUCCGUACUUCCCGUGUUACAGGAACAAAGACCUUCUACGCAACUCUACCAGAUUUGGAUACAUCUACUCUAAAUACAAGGGGUUGUAAUGCGCCUUUGAAGCAAGUCUUAUGAGACUGGGAUCUGUUCUUUGUGUGAUGGGAAAACUGAGUGUGCAACCUAAGAACCACAACAAGCUCUCAUAUGUAAUCUCUCCAAUUGUCUCACUCCAAAAAUCCUCCAUGAUGUCUUUCCAGUGUAAUUUUGUAGAUCAUAACACAUUCUAACUGAAGAAUUAAAAUCAUGAAAAUAAACCUAC